Molecule: messenger RNA, 2229 nt
Organism: Neurospora tetraspora
Lineage: Eukaryota; Fungi; Ascomycota; Sordariomycetes; Sordariales; Sordariaceae
Exons: 3
Coding region: 1-2229 (742 amino acids)
Biological process (GO): transmembrane transport
Molecular function (GO): transmembrane transporter activity
Source: RefSeq, a predicted model, not a curated record
AUGUCGCUUCUCAUAGCAGUCGCCAAAGCUGCCCAGUUUACCGAUGCCUUCUUGACCGGUCUCUUGGUCCCUCUUAUCCCGACGAUUCUGGAGACCAGGGCGGGAGUACACCACAAGCAUGUGCAGUUUUGGACAUCGAUCCUUAUCUCAACGUAUGGUGGCGCAUUCGCAGCUGUAUCUUCAUUCGUCCCCCACCUAACCCGCCAAGGCCCUCUUCUUUGGGUCCUCCUCUUCGGCGGCCUUGGUCUAGCAGCGGGCUCCUUUGUCCUGUUGCAAUUCCACUCCAACCUAUUCUUCCUUGUCCUCUCCCGUGCCCUACAUGGUAUCGCAGGUGUGGCGAUCGCGAGAGCUAGCUCCAGCUUGGUCGCCGGUGUGGUCUCGGUCUGCAGCGAAGACGAGGAGGAUGAAGACGACGACGGAACCACUGCUGUCGACGUGUUGACGUGGAUGACCCCGGCGUUUAUCCAGAGUUUUGCCAUUUCGGUCGCGCCGACGUCCGCGGGAUUGCUGCAUGGUUUCUUUGGCGGGCAAGCGGCCGUGUUUACGCUGGCUUACGCGGUUAUUGCUUUGACGGUUGUGUUUGGAGGUCUCGUGGCGGUGGUAACGCCGCCGGGCAGGUGUCCUAGGACAAGAGGCGAUCGACAUGAGGCAGAGGGGCUUCUUGCUUCUCAGGAAGACUCUCAAAAUUAUGGGACUCUUUCCUCCCGUGGAGGGUAUUCCUCGAGAGAAGUAUCUCCCGGUCACGUCUCCCGUCAAUCGACAAGACGACCCAGUUUAGCGGCCUCCGAAGUCACUGUCCCUCAGGAGGGAGUGCUAACCCCCGCCGCUUUGCGCCUCAUUGUGCCCAUGGGAGGAUACAUCGCUCUCAGUCUCAUCGGUUCAGCGCUACAAAGUGUGCUUCCGAUUUUCGUGCAGCGAACAUUCGACUGGCCCAUGGCCGCCAGCGGCUUUGUCUUCGUUCCCCUUUCGGCUCCGGCUGCUUUGGUCGGCCUCUUAACGACCCCGCUUACGACUCGGUACUCGCAGGCUUCUCGGUUGCUAACAUCAUUUGGUUUCAUCGCGGCUGCUCCGGCUUUUACUUGCUUGGGCGGGUUGACUCAGAACAAGAUGACUGUUCAGACGGCACUACUGGCUACCCUUGGCUGGAUCUCUGUAGCCUUCGGUCUCUGCGGCGAGCCGCUCGUGAAAGAGAUUAUUGAUGCGGUCGCAGGUGGAGAGGAUGUCAUUGAGAUGGGAGGCCUGUCAACAAGCGCAGCAAAGGCUGAGAGUCUGCCCAGUCUCGCCAAUGCCUGGGGCAGUUUCGUUGGUCCGCUUCUUGCUGCAACCGUCAUGGGAGUUUCCGGGUGGGGAGGGCUGACCACAACAUUUUCAUGGGUGUGUGGGUGCGCUGGACUGACCGCGUUGUUCUUCUUGGGCGGGUUGCUUACCGAUGCAGAUUUUGAGAGCGCUGGAACAUCGUCAGCAGAUUCCUCCGACGAGGAGGCAGCACCUUUGUUGCAGGACAAGGGUGAUCCGCCCGACACGUCGCCUUACUACCAAGAUCCCCAUACAAGCCAGAAUGGGGGUCUUGGUAAACUUCAGCAAAACGGAAUCCUCCAUGCCCCCAAAACGGAGCAGAGCAACAUGACAUCGGGAUCGAGCAGCUCCUCGGCUACCAAGGCCCGCCGCCGAAACUUCAGCGUAGGCAACUUCUCCCUCGCCACAACCACGCAGUCCACUCUGCCACCAGGCGAAAGCUUCCAGUCAGACGACUCAGCAUCAUCCAACGUCCGCUUUCAAGCAUCCUUCGAGACCGACUUGCCGAUCCCGACCCGUCUUCAGAACCCCGAGCGUCGCCUUCUUAUGAAGAUGGUUCCUCACCUGCCGGGAACAGAUCCGCUGCUGGCUUCUGGAAACCGCUACGCGGUCGACCACUCCUCCGAACAGUCGAACGAGAACGGCGAUGAAGAAUCUAUGGGCCCAAAAAGCAAGAAGCACGUGGUGGUAUUUGAAGAGGGCGCGGCCCCGCCUGAGCUGCUCCGAAGCCGACCGCAUUAUAUCGUAGCCAUCAACCGCGAUGGUUCACCAGAGAUAUUGUCGACGGCUGAUCCGAAGUUACAUGAUCAUGCGAUGCACAUCACGGAGGAGACGACAGACGAAACGGCCGAGCAAGAACUACCGGAGGGGUCGAGGCGGUACGUGGUGGUCUUGCUGAACGAAGGUGAGACGGGGCUGGAAGUAACUGACUGA